GUGAGUAAAGAACUUCCUCCUGAGCAGCAGGAGUGGAGCCACAUUCUGGACCAGGAGGACACUAAGCCCCAACACAUUAAAGAAGAACAGGAGGAACUGUGGAGCAACCAGGAGGAAGAACAGCUUCAAGGACUGGAGGAGGCUGAUACCACCAUGUUCCCCUUCACUCUUGUCUCUGUGAAGAGUGAAGAUGAAGAGAAACCUCAGUCCUCACAGCUUCAUCAGAGACAAACUGAACAGAUGGAAACAGGAGUUGAUGGAGAGGACUGUGGAGGAGCAGAACCAGAGAGGAACUCAGAUCCAGAGAGACAUUUACAACCAGAGAUUGAGGUCAAGAUUGAAGACUCUUCAGAAGCUGAGACUGAUGACAGUGAUGAUUGGAGAGAGACCAGAGAAAAUCAGUCAGAUUUAACCUCUUUGGAAAAUAUUGCUAAUAAGAAAUCACAUUGCUGCUCUAAGUGUGAUAAACCAUUCAAAACCAAAUGGCUUUUGGAGCAACAUAUUAGAAUUCACACAGGAGAGAAACCCUUCAGCUGCUAUGUUUGCAGUAAAAGUUUUAAUCUUAAAGGAAGUAUGACAAAACAUAUGUUAGUUCACACAGGAGAGAAACCCUUCAGCUGCUCUAACUGUGGUAAAAGUUUUAGCCAAAAACAGUCUCUGACCAAACACAUUAGGAUUCACUCGGGAGAGAAACCCUUUGGCUGUCCUGAGUGCAAUAAAAUUUUCAAUAUCGAAACAAAUCUGACAAGACACAUGAGAACUCACAGAGGAGAUAAACCCUUUAGCUGCCCUGAUUGUGGUAAAAGAUUUGGCCUUAAGCAGAGUCUGACACUUCACAUGGUGUCUCUCCAUCAUAUAGUGGAGAACCCCCUCCGCUGCUUUAUUUUUGACCAAAAUGUAUCUAGUUCUAACCAGUUAGAGGAAGACAAGGGUGUUGGAGGUCAAUUUUCAGAGCUUCAUCAAAACCAAACUGAGGAGAAAAGAGAGGCAGGAGCUGACAGAGAGCCAAGUGGAAGAGCAGAACCAGCCAGAGACUCGGACCCAGAAAGACGUUUACAAGCAGACACUGAAGACUCUUCUGAAUAUGAGAACGAAGGAACUGACAAUUGGCAUGAGACAACAGAAUAUCAUUCAGGUUUAAACUAUGUGGAAAACAUUACAACUGAGAAGCAAAGUGCUGAUAUGAAAUUACAUAGCUGCUCUGAGUGUGGUAAAACAUUCAAAAAGAAACAGAAUAUGACCAGACACAUUAGAAUACACACAGGAGAGAAACCAUUCAGCUGCUCUGUUUGCAGUAAAAGAUUUAACCAAAAAGGUGCUCUGUCCACACACAUGAGAAUUCACACCGGAGAGAAACCCUUCAGCUGCUCUCAGUGCGGUGAAAGUUUUAACCAAAAAUGGGUUCUGAUUAGACAUAUGUUGGUUCACACCAGAGAGAACCCCUUCAGCUGCUCUGAGUGCGGGAAAGGAUUUAAACGAAAGUCUAGUCUGACACUUCACAUGGCCCAUCACAGAGGAGAGAAACCCUUCAGCUGCACUGUUCCUGACCAUAGAUUCUUCCUGUCUAAUCAGUAGAUGAGUGUGUUAACUGUACUUUUGGCUGUUGAUAAGCUCUCAGUGAAGAAACCCUUCAUCUCAGUUAUUCCCUUAUAUGGACUGAUAAGUAACAUAACCUAACACAUGGCCCUUAAUUGUGAGCUAGUCAGAAAGUGUGAACGCUGAUUCUACCUACCCGCCCAUAUGGCCCACAUUGCCUCCACAACCCAAGCAUGUAGAACAGGGUCGUCAAACUUAUAUUGGGUCCAGAGCUGGAUUUGUUUAGUUUAAACAAUUGAAUAUAGGCUUCUUAUACCAAUCUGUGAGCGCACACACAAAAAAAAGUAAAAUGUUCCUAAAUCACCUAUCCAGUUAUACCCAGAGUAAAUUGAAUAAUGUUCUUGAACCAAUUGGAGUACAAGCACAUGAAGGUCUCCUUUAUAAGCUUACAGUCGGCAGUUUCAGAGUGUGUCAAAAUGCUAACAAUAAUCAUUUACCUAGGUGGCUCUGGAUCAGUUGGUAGAGUUGGUUGUCUCUCAACCAGAAGGUCGAGGGUUUGAUCCCCCAGCUUCUGCAGCAAAUGUCCGAUGAGUCCUUGGGCAAGACACUUAACCCGAUGUUGCUCCGGCUGUUCGUCAGCAGCGUAUGAAUGUGUAUGAAUGGAUGAGUUAAUACUGAUGGACUCUUUAAACAGCAGCCUCUACCAUCAGUG
Molecule: messenger RNA, 2248 nt
Organism: Labrus bergylta (ballan wrasse)
Lineage: Eukaryota; Metazoa; Chordata; Actinopteri; Labriformes; Labridae
Source: RefSeq, a predicted model, not a curated record